This is a messenger RNA of Castor canadensis (American beaver), 1645 nucleotides long. RefSeq names its product cilia and flagella associated protein 157 (gene Cfap157). Gene Ontology annotation, cellular component: cilium; ciliary basal body. The record is from RefSeq and is a predicted model, not a curated record. Gene Ontology annotation, molecular function: microtubule binding. NCBI's taxonomy places the organism in Eukaryota, Metazoa, Chordata, Mammalia, Rodentia, Castoridae. Gene Ontology annotation, biological process: sperm axoneme assembly.
AUGGCUCCCAAAAAGGCAAACAAAGGAGGCAAAGAGCCAGAGGUCAAGAAGAAGAAAGGGGGCAAGAAGGAUCCCACCACAUUCGCCAAGACUGGGGAUGUAUUGGCUGAAGAGAUGCGAGAGUUCUACCACAACCAGAUCAGAGACCUGGAGGACAGGCUGGCCCGGUACCAGAGGAGGUGGGAUGAGCUGGCUGUGCAGGAGAGGCUGUUCCGCCAGAAGUUUGAGCAACUGGCCAACAACAAGAAGGAGAUUGUGGCCUUCCUCAAGCGCACACUCAACCAGAGGGUGGAUGAGAUCACGGACCUGAACGAGCAGCUGCAGAGUCUGCAGCUGGCCAAGGAGAUGGAAAAGGAUGCCUUCGAGGCCCAGCUAGCUCAGGUGCGCCAUGAAUUCCAGGAGACCAAAGACCAGCUCACCUCGGAGAACAUCAUUCUUGUGGGGCAGCUGGCAGCCCUGGAGGAGUUCCGGCAGCAGAAGGAGGAACUCAUGGAAAAGUUCGAACAGUUGGAAGACCAGCUGCAAAAGCAGGAGAAUGAAUACAAGAACUAUGUGUACAACCUGGAGAAGAAGUCGGUGCUGGACAAGGACAGACUGAAAAAAGAGAUCAUCCAGCGCGUGAACCUUGUGGCCACCGAGUUCCGCAAGGUGGCUGCCAACCAGAUGUGGGAAACAACCAAGCGGGCCAUCCUGGAGAACAGCAGUGUGACCCUGAAACUGGCCCAGGUGGCCCAGCAAGGUGUGCAGUUGCUGAAGGAAAACAAGCAGCUCAGAGGCAACCAGGGCCAGCUAUGCCAACAGCUGGAGCUGCUGGAGAACACCCAGAAGGUCAUGGCAAGGAACAACAGAGGCCACCAGAAGAUCAUCCUCAUGCUGACUGAGAAGUGCUGCGAGCAGCAACAGGGCGCUGCAGAGGCCCAGCAGCUGCGCCUCCUUCUGAGCCACCUGGAGCAGGGUUUCCUGAAGCUGCAGAUGGACAAUCAGGAGCUGAGGAGCAAGACAAACAAGUUGGCUCAGGAGCUCGAGCAGCAGCAGGUUGAGGUACAGCGACUACAGCAGUUGCUGAUGGAGGAGCAGAAGGUCCGGGCCAGCCUGGAGAUGGCCCUAACCCAGGCCACCACCUUCCUACAGGACAUUCUGCAGAUGCAAGCGGAGGAAGAAGAUGGUGACUUCAAUGUGAUGUUCCAGCUGCAACACAAGGAGCUGCUACAACAAUUGCUGGCCCUGCUCAGCUCUUCCAUUGUCCAGAGAUCCCACUGGGACAGCCGGCCCUGUGGCUUGUCCAAGGAGAGCCGGCCCAUCAUCCAGCCACCGAAAGUGGAGGGUGUGCUGCAGCAGCUCUCUGGCAUCAUAACCUACCAGCCAGGGGAUCUAGGCCUGGUGCCUCGCCGGGCCCAUAUCCCACCCAACCCUCAGGACCUCAGGCUGCUUUCAUAUGUUACUCGCAUGGGGAACUUCCAAGCAAAGAAUACUUCUGAGAUUCACCCUUCUGCCUCUCUAAGAAGACUCAAAAAGUUUAGUUUUCCCAGCACUUUCCUGAAUCCCAAGUAGCACAUGGAGAGAAGCGAACUUCCUACCCCAGAAACAGACUGUUUCGUCCACAGUCUCCCUCUGCAAGGGACCUGGGGGUAGUCCAGAAAACAGU